AGCAAACGUGACAUUUGUCUUCGACUAUAGUUGCCUGCAGCCAUCCUCGUGAUUUAACGUGAUAUUGUUUAACAUAUCAUAGAAAAGAUCUGUUUGAAAAUGGAAACUCCCAAACCAGAUAAAACUCAUUUAAAAAAAAACAGUGAUUUAGAUAAUCUAUUAACAAAAUUUGACAAAUUAUCAUUGGCUGGAGCUCAAGAUCCUAACCAGAUUAUUGACCAUAUUGACACCUCAGAUAUAAUUUAUUUGCCGAAACCAAAUAAUGAUAACCCAGAAGAAUUAUUAAAAUAUAAUGAGACUUGUUUAAAAACCAUUCUUAAUUCUGGCGCUAAGGAGAUAUCAAAGGAUUUAAAAUAUAUCGACCACCAUCUGUAUUAUUUAAACCGUAAUAUUUACCAGUCAUUGUCAAAAUUUAAAUCAAAUGUGAUUCCUAAGACUUCACACAAUGCUUUAAUACAUUUGGUUGCUUUUCAGACAUUUCUCAAUGAUCAUGGUUAUUUCUUGGCUGGAUGCGAACAAUGGCCUAUUGUUGUGGACUAUGUUUUUAUGGCAUGGAAUCACGUUUUCCACAUGCCAAUAUUGAAUAGUCUUUUGCAUAAAGAAGCACGCAGUCGAUGUUUUUGUUUAUUGUUAAGAUUAUGUUGGAGUUACUAUGUGAGAACAGCAAUGAUGAAAUGA
Melanaphis sacchari is the source of this 678-nucleotide messenger RNA. RefSeq lists its product as uncharacterized. The record is from RefSeq and is a predicted model, not a curated record. The coding region runs from base 100 to 678 and encodes 192 amino acids. The transcript is spliced from 6 exons. NCBI's taxonomy places the organism in Eukaryota, Metazoa, Arthropoda, Insecta, Hemiptera, Aphididae.